AUGUAUAAAACAUAUGCACGCAUCAGUAGUGGGGAAUCACAGUUUUUGCUUUGUUCACGAAGAACCAAUAUGGCUAGUAAUACGCAAGCUGGGUCGGUGAUUUUUACGGUUUGUGCCUUGACUUGUAAGUAGAUAUAUUUAUAUAGUACUCUAACAAUGUUCAGGGGGUAGACCGGGUAGUUAAAUGUAUAAGCCUGUCUUUAAUGAUUGUGGAUAUUCGAAAAUAUUCCUUUGGUUAAAAUUCCUAAAUAAUUUGCGAAACGAAUGUGAUAAUUGCCCUACAACAUAAUGAAACUCGAAAAUCAUGGCCAGUCAAUGCAUUUCCAAUAUCUCUUUUCCCAACACACCUGUAUAUGUAACUUAAUUCCUUUACCGUCUAUGUACAUUAAUUUUAUGUAUAAGAAUUUCUGAAUAAGAUACAACACCAUUUUCCCCUUUUAUAACACGUUAUAGGAAUUCCCAAACCGACUUACUAGAUGAAACUUAUUCGGCUGAAAUCCAGCUUCAGGGUGCAUAACAUGUUUCUUUGAUCGGGUGAGCUUGAUCAGCCAUGCAUAUUUGGUAUAUAACAAGAGGUUAAAAAGUUUUGAAUUGAUUUGACCAUAAGACUAUUGAUUCAACGGUAUGUUAAGUUUUCUUUGUGCUAUGUGCAUCAAAGUUUAAGAGGAACUUAGGUUAAAAUUAUUCCAUGUGAACGUUUCCAAGGAUCAACAUCCUCUUUAAGUUCUAACAUCGUUGAAACGUUGUGGAAUUAUUAUUUUGUUUUAAUCAAGGAUGUUUCUUAAACUUGUUUGUUUAAUAAUAUCUAGCUAUUUCUGUAUCGUAAGUGAAACUAUAGCACAUAAAACAGUCAUUAUAUUUUUCCUUCACAUUUUAAGUAAAAAGAUAAACCUGCAUAUCUUUUUCUAUAAGGAAUAUGAGGUCACGUACUCUUAGAGGUUUGUGACGUCAGUGACACAGUCGAAGAACAAGGAAUAUUAGUUCUGCGUUUAAACACGCAGUACUUGAUACGAUGUAACAAAGGAAAUAUUCGUAACCAGGGAACAUUGCUGAGCUAUUGCUUGCUGUUAAACCCAGCACCGUACGUGCAUACAACAUGUUAGCCAGUUGAUUGCAUAUAAUGUGCUAAUAAAGAUAACACUAACUACAAAAUACAAAAAUGUUCCAGAGCAGUAGCUUUGUUUCGGUCUGUUUAAAUAGAAGAAGAGAUAUAAUAAAUAAUUUCUGUGUCAUAUUGGCCCGGAAUCGCCUCAGAGCUUGCUACUAAAGCGUCAUUGAUUUGAUCAUAUCCAGUGAAGCGACUAACAAGCAAGGAAUACCUAAACCUUAAAAUAACUAUACGGUGUAAACUUUCGAACAAAAUCGAAAACGUUCCGUAAAUCAGUUCAUUGGUAUAUUUUAGGACACUCAAAUAUCUCGCUUAAUAAGGAGAUUAAGACAAUUCAAAUUUAAGCAUCUUCGUUAACGAAGCUGAGAAAGCACUUUGUUUUGUUCUGUUUGCUCAAUGUUCUUCUUUGAUGUGUUAACGUAUGCAUAUUAUAUUUAUUUUUAGCAUUCACCAAAUCAGUGAAUAGCAAUUUUAGCGCAUUCUGAUUGGCUACCGCAACUCGGAAUAUCCCUGGAUAUUCACUGUUUUGGGACGGGAUUCAAAAUGGCUUCUCGUUUCGCGACAAUAUAGAAAGAAAACUUAUAGCGGGAAAUGAAGCAGUGGCACCAGCAAAUAUCAAGAAAGAGACAAAAUUUGGCUUGGUGUUUACUAGUCGGUAGAAAAAAAAUUUCUUACCGAAUUAGUUUGCAACAAAAUCAUAAAAAAAUGAUCUCCGAAACACCGUGAAUUGAAACGUAAACAAACUCUAACCGGCUAGGGCCCGUUUCAAACGUCGUGCUACUACUGUGCCGGACUAAAUUGAUCGAACUAAAUUCGACCUUAGCUCGGCAGUAGCGCGACGUUUGAAAGCAAGUCGUGCUACUGCCGUGUGGCACGGCAAAGCUUGCCGUCCCGAAUUCAAUUCAUAAUUCCUGAAUUCAUUAGAAUACAUUUUAACAGUUUACUAAACCGCUUUUUAUUUUUAUGUUUUGUUUUCCACAACAGCUAUUUUAUUCGACUGGGUUAAUUCGACGUCUGAAACCAAGUCGACUGUUACAGUCAAGUCGAGCCAGCUUAGAACGGCAGUAGCACGACGUUUGAAAAAAGCCUAAGUGACGUCUUUUAUUUACACAAAGUUCCUUUUUUCAUUUUUAUCCAACUGAUUUGGUAAAUACUAAAACAACUAUCCCCCUCAUGGUCGGUGAACAGCGCUAGAUAUAUACCUCGACGCUUCCCAUCUCGGUAUAUUCACCACUAUUCACCUCCCCUUCGGUGGAUAGUUGUUUUGUUUUGUUUUUUUUUUUUUGCUGAAGUUGGAGGCCAGUAAAAAAUCAGUUAAACUGGUCAUGAUCAUUGAUAUGUGUAAUAAAAUGGUGAGGAGUGAAAUUAGGGAAUAAUUUGACGCGCGUUUUUAGGAUUUGGACAAAAUGCAAGUGAAAUUAUUUCCCAAUAUCACAAGUAUACCGUUUAGCUGAUUAGUCACUUAUUAAUAUCUUGGGUGACACAUAUUUAUCAUAUGUGUAUCAUAUCUAUCGAGAGCUCGACGCACUAAAAAGUUUAGAGCUUAAGUUUUUGGUAAUUUUCAGAACUUUUUGACAAAUAGCUGAUAGAAUUCUUCUUGAUGUGCUCUUUCAUGUAUUAAGGCUUUCUAAAGCGUCUUUUAAUACCCUGAUUCGUCAUUUACAACAUUUUUAAAACAGAACGUUGCCAUGGCAAUUUUGAAAUUUCACACGUGAAGACUUUUUAUUUAACACUGUCACCCUUGAAAAAUGUAAUAAUACUAGAAUCGUUGCUUUAGGAAAUUCUGGUCAUAUGAAAGGGCCUAUCGGGUAUUAAAUUGGGAGCUUAAGCAAGAGCGUUUUUGAGCGAUGGACGUCAACCGGAACUGGACUUUUUGCAUCAUUGGGCAGUGGUUUGAUUGAAACACUCCCGUAAAUCGCCCUUACAAAUUUGUUAGCUCAAGGCAUGUAAAAAGGGAAAAGGCCUCACUUCCGGUUUACAUGCGUCUUGUCGUACCAAACUCUCCUGCCGCUGCAAUAUUGAAAACCGAAAAGGGCCUGGAGACGAGGUUAAGCCAAGAAAGCAUAAUCUGUGUGGCUAACUGUCUAAAAUUUGAAUGACAAAUGCUACAAAUAACACGUCAUAGUUCGAACGAAAAGUUACACAAAAAAAGUUGUCGGAUUGUUUUUUUUCACGUACACUCGACGUAACAAGCCAUUCGACUAGUCGAUCGUAUUACCAACUCAAGGUAUUAAAAGUUCUGAAGAAAAUAACAACUGGGACAUUCAAAACCAGUCUUUGGUCGUCUGGCGGGAUUCAGUGUAAUAGGGUGUACGUAUUUUCGAUUUUAUUUUCUUUAAACUAGGAAGGUAGUUCGUUCAUGGUCCCCUUCUUCUACACGUUCUUGUGCAGUAGAACCCCGUUGAUAAGGCAAAUAACAACAGAGGUACUCCCUAUUAUACUCUAUAGGGGAAGUAUCCACCCGAAAAAUGUGAUUUUAAAGGCUUCAGGCUGGGACUUAAAACAUAGGGGAUUUGAGCAAAAUAUUCCGAACACUGUAUAUUAGUAGCUGUUUCAUUUUAAUAUAUUAAGUCUUCAGAAGUAGUACCUUUAUCAAAAAUUGAUAAAAAGGGGUGAAGUAUUGGACCAUGGGGCGUAGCCUUCCUGUAUAAAAAUUUUCGUCGAUUAGACCUCCCUUCCCCUUCUAUCCGGAGUAGGGGGAGGGGGAGGGGUUUCCCUCUGGGCCAUAAAAAGUUUUGGCCGUAAUAACGAGGCGGCAGUUUUUCGUUUUUGUGGGUUGGCAACGGACACGCUCAGUUUAAAGGAAUAUAUAUUUUCCUUUUCAGUUGGUUUUCCUUUCAAAGAUUAGUUUGCUGUUUUGCCAGGACAAAUCAAAGUGAUUCAAUAAGGCAACAGUUGAAGUGGUCGUGUAGCAGGGCUCCACUAAUACUGAAAACAUAAAGUCACGCCGUCUCAUGUCAUUUCCUAGGAUGAAACAUUGAGAAACCACUUGCUAUCUUCAAAUUUUGCCUUUUCUUUUUCAGUUUUCUCAACUGUUUCAAGCCAAACGCUUUCUACAACCUUCAAUCAAGUGUUUGAUAACCAAAGUAAGUAAUACACUUUUACUCUGCACUUUAUCAUUACAGCUAAACUCAUACACUCGUCUUACAACGAAAAAAACCAAACCAGCAAUAAUGCCCUACCUUGGGACUUUCACCCUGGGGCGUACAAGGGGGGAUGUUCUUGGUCGUCUGUUGUAUUAAGCCGUGAUGUUAUUGGCUGUGAAGACUUGUAAUCAAUAAUUGGUGCGUUUCGAUCCGCCUAUUGUCACAGUUAAACAGUAGUCGAUUGUUAGACAAAUUUUCAGUUCUCCAGUCGGUCUCCCGUAGUUAGUUUUGCUUCAUCUCGUCAUUAAGUCGUUUGUACGGCGCUGGUAACUGUUGGCUACGAUUCAGCGGCGUUUGUUCUGAGUUAGUAAACCAGCUUUUUACUGAAUCGUAGUAACUGAUUUUAUCGGUUUCAAAUUCAUCAAUUUCCAGAAUUUUAUUUUAACGAAAUACCGAUCUCACGAAUCCUAAUAUAUAGUCAACUAAAAAUGUUCUGAUUAAAUACGAACUAUUGGUUUUAAUUUUCCAUCUGACAAUUUUUUUAAAAGCUUCUACGGCCACCUCUGUACAACCAACAACAGCUUCUCAAAAAGCGAUAGAUCAAAGUAAGUUAAGAUGACUGUUGUCUUAUGACAUUAUAUUUAGAUGUGUUUCAAUUGGUUCUUAGUUUGACCCAGUUUAUUAGGCAUCAUUGUCUGGCUUAAGAGCACCUUCGUAACGUUCAUUGCCAUCGACGCGCUGCGCGCACGACGAAUUUACAAACCUCGGCUUCGCGAGGCCUCAUUUUUGACCUGGAGUUUGAUACACAUUUUUUUCAAAGUCUCAACCAACAACAGCUUCGCGAAAGCCAACUGUUAAAAUUGAGUAUAUUUUCACUUUCUUGCAGUUAGGUGGUCAUGGUUCAUAGUAUUUCACAAUGUCGGCAUCGGUUAAAUGGGAUCUCUCCAUUUCAAAAAGAGUUUAAAGAACCCAGGAGUUAAAAGGACCCAGGAUAAUGCUUCAUUAAUAUGUGACUAUUAUAUUUAAUCUAAAAUUUGAUAAUUUUUUUAAAAGUUUCUAUGGUCACCACUGUACUUCCAACAAAAAGUUCUCUCAAGUCUUUCGAUCAAAGUAAGUAGAAUCAUAAUGCUUUUAAUGCUUUUAUAUGGGCUUGUUUUCUAGUAUUCCGUAACAUUUCCCGGUUUGAAAGCACUAUAAUUUGCAAUUCAACAAAUUUUAUGAAUUGUAAUUAGAACUUUUUCCUCUUAACUACCGAUCUCAUGCAUUCUUAUAGCAAAUUUAUUUAAAGAUGUUCUUGUGAUACCAAUUUUUUUUUGAAGUUUUUAAACGUAAUUUGAAGACUCACCUUUUCAAAAAAGCCUUUUCUGAUAUAAUGCUGUAAUUUAUAGACUAGAUAAUUAUUCAUUCGUGUAAUUUUGACUAUAUAUUGUUAAUUAUAUAUUUUUUGGAUCUUUACAUUGCCAGAAAUUAGGGACAAGAUGGCGGUUGCGCGUGCGCACUAAGGCCACAAUGGCUGCGAAUUCGUAUAAGAAAAUGUAUGGAGAUAAGGAAACUUUUUCAAAUAUAUCGAUUAUGAGCUCACGGGUGUUCGGUGCCCGACUCGAAACAUGUUAAGUGCUGUGUAACCCUCGCAUCUGGGUUAAAAAUAGCUAAUUAGAAGUACGUUUACUUACUUCCUGACGUGGGCACUUUUAUUCCUUGUUGUACGCUCCAUUUCUUCAUACAUUGUCUUAAAAUCUUGCCGAAGUCAUGCGAAAUACUCGUCGAUUAGAGGAUAAACCCUUCACUGAAGUAAAUUUGCCCGACUCGAUAUCACUUCUGCGAUGGAAGAUGUUUCCAAAACAGUCGUUAAAAGGACGAUUUUUGCACUGCAAAAUACUUCCAAAGGCGCAUUAUUUCCCUCAGUUUUCCAUCUGUAGUCCAGUAAUGGACGCCAUGGUUGCGAAUGACACAUUUCGGUCGGACAAAGCUUCACAACUCCAGACCUCACCGAAUCGCCAUUUUGUUUGUUGCUACAACUCCAGAGAUGCUUCACGGGAUAUAAACUAGGUUCCAGUCAUUCAAAAAUCCUCGAUUAGCCUACCAAGCUUGGUUUUAAAACAAAAUUGUCACGAAAAUGCCACGAAAGGUACAUCCGCAUACUGUUUUGUUGCUAUCAGCCGCUCGGCCGAGUAUAAACCUAACAUUUUCUUGCAAGGUGUUUAAUUCCAGCUUUUUUCUUCGUAAAACAGAUCCACAGAGCUCAAAUUAUUUAAAAAAUCGCGAGGGAUACGCUUUCCCUGACUACGAUAGUUUUUGUCCGCCAUUUUAAAAACGAGAUUCCGCUGACAAUUGAUCACGGGCGCGAAAUGUCCACGAUUUCUGGCAAUGAUUGUAAGGCGCAUUUCAAAACUGUAUAGUUAAUUAGAUGAUUUGCGCGAUAUAAAUAAAUGUUAUUAUUAUUAUUAUUAUUAUUAUUAAUUUUUAAUCUAAUUAUUUUUUUAAGCCUCAAAGGUCAGCUCUGUACAACCAAAAACAUCUUCUCAAAAGCUUUCCGAUCAAAGUAAGUUGAUUAUUGUGGAUGCGUUUGAUUUUCAGGUCACUAUUGGUGACGUUAGAGGCCUCCAGCAGCGCCACCACCCAUAAAAUAUACCUGUCAUCUUAUUGAGAAGAUGAAGGGCUUUUUACUGAAGACAAAAUCUUUUCCAAAUAUUGCAUCAUAUCAAAAAGUCAAGGGAGAGGCUCCAUCAAUCUCCCUCUUUUGUGCAACGGUGGGGGUAUGACUUUACUUGUGCGUCCGAGAGUUAAGUUGAUUUAGUUUUUAAAGCCUCUGCCAUUACCAAUGUGCAGCUAACAACAGCUUCACGAGAGCCUUCAGUUGGAAGUCCGUAUGAUUUUAAACCUUUGCAGUUUGGUUGUCUUGGCUUUUAGAAUUUCGGUUUUAGGGUUCCCUGUCCAAAUGUAAAAUUAAAAGUUCAUUUUUCAAGAGUUUAAAGGGACGCAGGAAUCCCAAAAUUAAUGUAUUGACGUUUUCAUUAAUAUUACUUACCGUUGUAUUUAAUCUAGAAUUUGUUAAAGCAUCUACAGUCUCCUCUGCACAACCAACAACAGCUUCUCAAAAGCCUUCCGAUCAAAGUAAGUAGAUUAUUUUGAUAUUAUGCAAUUGCAUGUCGAUGGGUCUUGUUCCUACGUGUAGUUUAGUAUUAGGUGUCAUUGAGCUGUUUUAAGGCCUCCUCUUUAAUUUUGACCGCGGUCGACGCGCUGCGCGCGCGACGAAUCUUCGCGAGGCCUAAAAUUUUAUGUAUUUACAUUCGGCGGAGCUAAACGUAGUGGCAGUGACAGAGAAUGUAAAUACUUUCCUAUUGGUAUGAACGCACGUGAGCCGCUAUGGCGUUAAUUGACUCUAUUGUUGUAAGGUAUAUAAGGUUUUGACAGUUGUAAUGUAUUCAUCUCAGCUCUCGAACUAUCAAAUUUUAUUUUUAUAUCUUACUUUAUUCAUCUAUCGAUUGAUUUUUUACCUUUAACCCCCAGAGGUUGUGCGACCGCAUCGGUUGGGGAAUACGUUCCCAAUUUUUUCCCAUUGGGUUUUUUGGGUUUUCGUAUCAGGCGGCGCACGUGAAUAGUUUAGCCUGAGUGACUUUAUUUAGGAAUAUUUGUAUACCAUUCUUUAGUUAUGAUGUUGAACUUUGUAUGUUAUUUGGACGGCAUUAAACACUCAGGCUCCAUAGCUCGAGCUGCACACCCAUUCCCGUCUCUUAGUCGUGAAUAUAAAUAGGAAGUACAAAUUUUUUAUAGCCUAUACGGUCACCAGUGUACAACCAAAUACUACAGCCUCGCGAAAACCUUCCGAUGAAAGUGAUUAUAUUUUCAUUCUUUUGCAAUCGAUGGUCUUGGUGUCUUCGUUCUUAGUAUUUCGCAAUAUUGUUCGGUUUUAGAGUUUCCUCAAUUUCCUCAGCAGAUUUCAGAAGUUGAUUUUUAAGAGUGUAAAUGACGUAGGAGUUAUUAAUAUUUACUGUUAUAUUUACUGAUAUGAAAUUUGAUGAUCCUUUUUUAAGCCUCUACGGUCACCAUUGUACCACCAGCGACAGCUUCUCAAAAGCCUUCUGAUCAAAGUGAGCAUAUUUUCAAACGUUUGGAGUAAGGAUCGGUGAAAUAGGCAACAAAAUCUAAACGUGCAACUAAAUGCGAUGUUGGGCAUUUUACCACUCCUGUAAAAAAUCAAAUUGUUGCAAGUUGCGAAAAAAUGUUGUAGAAAGUAGAGAGUAGUUCUACUUUGUGCAACAAAAUCUCUACACGCUGCGCGUUUUACCGGCCGGCUUAAGGCAAACUGGUUUUGUAGCAGCUGACCUAACUCCCAUAUAUGGCUUGAAUCCAGCGUAAUAUUAACCAAUCAGAAUUCGAAGUCAGUAUCCUCGUAACUUGCAACAACCUGAUUUGUUUCAAGACAGGUUUGAGCGUGGAUGGUAAAACGCGCAACAUUGCUCUUCAAAUCGUUUGGCAGCAAUGUUGGAAAACAAGUUGAACGUUUUUGUUAUCCGUUUUACCGUAGCCUUAGAUGGUUAUCAGGUUCUUAGUUCUUUGACAACAUGACUCGCCCUUAGAGCUCUAUAAUUUUCAUCAAUUUCUCGGCAGUUACCUCGGUCUUUGAUUUUCAAUUUUCAUCAACGUCUUAACACAUGACUCAAUUCAAUUUCUAGACGUUUAUUUUCAUGAUACAUAGACGCAUAAUAAGGAUGCAUAUAAAGACACAUAAUAAAUCCUGUAUUCUAAACAUAUUCCAUUAACACUUGUCAAUAUAUUUAAUAAGUAUGAUAACGUUUUUUAGUAAAAUCCAACUAGUGGUCUAUUAUCAAUACUGCGUUCUGAUUGGUUGAGCUACUACUAGGUUAUAUGUUAUAGCCCACUCAGCGAAAAGCACCGGCUUUGAAAACCAAAACAAUGGCGGCUGAAUCGCGUUUUGCUAACUAAAGCUGUUUUGUUUCGAUUUUUUUGACCAAGUAGUUGGAUUUUACUAAAACAAUUAUUCCUCUCGCCCUCAUGGCCUCUGAGUCAAUAGCCCAUUUGGGCUUCGGCCUCAUGGGCUAUUGACUCAGAGCCCAUUCGGGCUCGAGGAAUAAUUGUUAAAGAACCACUAUACAACCAACGGCGGCAUCUCGAUAGCCUUCCGAUAAAAGUAUUCCAGUAUAUUUUCAUACGUAAUCUGUGCAUUUUUAAUUGCUGGCUUUAAGUGUUACGCAAAAAGCACUCUUUUAAAAAUUAAAACUUAAAUUUCCAGAAUUUUAUUUUCAUGAAGUACGGAAUUCACGAAUGUAUAAUUGAUUAAUCAUUAAAAUUUCAAGUAUUGUUUUUGACUGAUUUUGAUAUUGAUGUAUCUUAAAAGCUUCUACAGUCACCUCUCGUUCACAUUCAACAAGAGUUUCUCAAAAGCCUCCUUUCAAAAGUGAGUAGAUUACUAUAACGUUAUGCAAAUUCAUGCGAGGCUGGCCUGUUUCUUAGUUUAGUAUAACGCAUCAUCAUUAAGUGAAAGCGCUGCUGUAAUUUUCACCAUUCUAGCAUUUUAUUUUCGUGAAGUCCGUACCGAAUUCAGGUAUCCUAAUCAUGAUCAAUUCAUUUCGGCCGUCCCGAUUAUACCAAAUAUCUUCUUUAAUUUUAAAAUUUGGUAAUUUUGUUUCAAAGCCUCUACGAUCACUACUGUACAACUUACAUCAGCCUCUCAAAGAUCUUUGGCGAUCAAAUUGAGUAUAAGCUUAUACAUUUUUGGGGUUAUAGUUUCCAUUUUUAUCAUUGUUUUGUUAAUCUGGUCUUUAUUCUUCCCUUAAAUAGUUUUCGUCAUCAACUUCCAAAAGUCUUAUUCUCAUGAUCUAAUGGACACAAAAAUUAAUAUAUGUAUAUGUCAAACGUGUUCUAUUAAUAUCAUAAAAUCCUAUGUAUAUGAUAAACGUGUUCUUUGAAUAUCAUAAAAUCCUAAGUAUAUGUCAAAAGUGCUCUAUUAAAAUAAUCAUCUUUAUUAAUUUUUUAAUUUGGAAAAAAACUUUAUUGACAACAAUGCUAACUAUUAAAAUCCUUUUUACAAUUAAUUCGCUCGAAAAAAAGAAAAAACUAUUCAUUUAAAGCACUAGUUAUUAAUAUUAUAAUUAAACUUAAAUGGCCACCCACAGAACAACGAACAACAGCUUCUCGAACGCCUUCCGAUGAAAUAUGUUUAUUGUGGUUAGGUGGCCUCUUGGUUCUUAGUAUUUGCAACAUUUCUUGGUUCUUGCUAGAUCUCCUUUACCGUUCAUUAAUUUCCAGAUUUUAUUUGUAUGAUGUAAAGAGCAAAUGAACCCUAGUUUUAAACGUGCUCCAUUAAUAACUAUGAAAGAUUCAAUCAAAAUUUGAUAUAGUACGGUCACCAAUGUACAGCCCAUGACAGCUUCUCGAAAGCCUUUCUAUCAAAGUAAGAAUUAAUUAACAAUUAUUCCUCUUGCCCUUAUGGCCUCUGAGUCAAUAGCCCAAGAGGCCGAAGGUCGAAUGGGCUAUUGACACAGAGGCAAUGAGGGCAAGAGGAAUAAUUGCUUUAGUAAAAUCCAACUACUUGGUCAAAAAUAUCGAGACAAAAAAACUUUUGGUUUUCAAAGCCGGCACUUUUCACUACUAGUGGGCUAUAACAUAUAGCCCAGUAGUAGCUCAACCAAUCAGAACGCAGACCACCAGUUGGAUUUUACUAAAAUAUUUUAGUUAAUUAAUGCAGUUUUUGUGAGCUUGGUUCUCAGAACACAACAUUUCCUGGUAUAUUCAAGCAUUUUUAAAACUGAUCAAUUUCUAAAAUAAUCCUCCUGAAGAAAUUUACUCAUGAAUCUUAAUAGAACAUUUAACGAUAUUUUGUUAGUAUUAAGCACUAUUCUAAUUUUGAUUCUUUUAAAGCCUCAACGUUUAUCUCUGUAAAACCAUCAAGUACCUCAGAAAAGCCUUCCGAACAAAGUAAGUAAAUUAUAUUCUAAUAUCAUAAUAAUGCAGGUACUCGUUAAGCUUAAUGACUUAAUGAUUGUCAGCCUGGUAUUUCUCGUCAUUGCUCGGAUUAAGAGCCAGAUUCUGUAUUUUUUCACCAACUUCUUAAAUUUUAUUUUCAUGAAGUAACAGAAACAGGUAUCUUAAUAAUGCAUUCGGCACGCAGCGAUGAUACCGAGAUUCCCAAGCAUCUUCUUCAAUUUUAAAAUUUGAUUAAUUUCUGCUAAAGCCGCGCUCUAGCGUCACCACCGUACAACUUGUAUCAGCUUCUCGAAAUCCCUUUGAUCAAAAUGAGUGUAUUUUUCUGGUUACACUUUCCAGUUUUGAGUUAUACUAGGUCAGUUAUAUUAUCAGCGUGGUCGAAUUUUAUAGUAUUACUCAACAUUGCUCGACCUUAGAGCUUCUUUGGACAAUAAAAGGCAUUCCUUGCACGUUUGUCGCAACAAUGUGAAAACGGAGGUCGCAAAGGGGCAAAGAUGGAAAAUGCCACAUUUGCACACCCAAAAGCCCAGGGUUUUAAAUAUGGAGACAAAUGUUCCAUUUAACAUCUUCGCCCCAGAAUAACUCCUCAGUUUUCACAUUUUUGCGACAUAUCUGCCGAGAGCGGCAAAGUUUUUUAGACUUACAGAAGUCUAUCAAUUCAUGAUUUACGGGAUAUAGGGAUCCUAAGUAUGUGUUACUCAUGUUCUAACAAUUCCUAUAUAGGGUUAUGUUUAAUCCAAAAUUUGAUUUUUUUUGAAAAGCCUCUACUGCCACCACUGUACAAACGACAACAGCUUCCCGAAGGUCUUCCCCUGACCCAAGUGAGUGUAUCAUCUGAGAUUUCUAGUAGCGGAGCUCCACGCGCGCGAGCGGAGCCCCACACCUAAGAACAUUUGGUAAUCUGUCCAUCCGAGAAAAUUCGGUAAUCAAGUGACUGUACGUCCGCCCAUUCCUUCCGCACCACCGGGAAACGUGGAGGCCUGUAACCUGUGUUUAACUUGAUGUUAGACAUCCUUAUCAUGGUCAAUUGACAGCUGUCAAAACAGGGUAUCCGCUGACGUGAGCUUCGCUUUUAGCUCUGGCUAAAUCUAUUAAGUAUAUACUAAAACAGUGGAUAGUGUUUUUCGCGCGCUCUGAUUGGCUACUCAAUCAGUGAAUGGUCAUUGCGCGCCAAAACUGUAAUCGAUGGCAACAGUAAAGGAGUUAAAAAUCAUCAUUUUUGUGCUCAAUUAUCUCAUUGUUUUAGUAUAUACUAAAACAAUUAUUCACCUCAGUGUCGGUGGCUAGUGGUAGUAUUUACCUCGCCGCUUCGCGGGCUCGUAAAUAUUCCAUCACUAGCCACCUCCACUUCGGUGAAUAAUUGUUAUAUAUUACUAUUGCACGGUUUACUCAGAAAACCGUGAACACUUGAAAAAUUUUAGGAAAGUUAAUUGUUUACUGACUAAUCACAAUAAAGUUCAGACACGCGAGCAAACCUCAAAACCAAAAAACUAACUACCUUUGCUGUUUGCGGUUUAGUUAUCUUGCGCCUUAUUAGCUUUUUCCUCGCAACACAACAUUCCGUAAAUAUUUCUGAUGGUUAACGGUCUUGUGAGUUUCACAGUAAAACAUGCACUACAUCAAUUUCAGACCUUUAUUUUAUUCUCGUGAAGCACCAAACUCAUUAAUCCUAUUACAUUUAACUAUGUUCUGAGAAUAGGAAGUGUUAUUAUAUAUUUUUAAUUGUGAUGUUUUUUAAAGCCUUUACAGUCACCUCUGUAAAACCAACAACAGCUUUUCCUAAGCCUUCCAAUCAAAGUAAGUAGGUUUUUAUAACCUUACGCAGUUGCUUGUAAUUGACUUGGUUCUUAGUUUAGUGUUACACAUUAUUUCGUGGCUUUAGAGCUCUGUGAUUUUCACCAACCUAGAUAUUAAUAUUCAUUAUAAAAUUUAGUCUAAAAUUAAAUUUGGUUUAUUUUUAGAAGAGUCCACAGCCACCACUGCACAACCAACAACAGUUUCUCGAAAGCUAUCUGAUCAAAGUGAGUGUAUAUAUUACCAUUAAUACUUAUAUGCAUUUAUGCGAGCUUGACGUUCUUAGUGAUAUUAGCCAACAAGGCCUACCAGAAUCUUAUUCUCAAAAAGUACCAAAAUGAAUCUUAACUGCACAUUUAACCAUGUUGUUCUUGUAAUACCAAGUAUCGUUUUCAAUAUUUGAAAUUUAAUGUGUUUAUUUGUUGAAGCCUUUACGGCCACCAUGACUGUACAGCCAACAACAGCUUCUCGAAAGCCUUCCGAUCAAAGUGAGUACAUUGUCAUGCCUAUACAUUCUGAUUGUAAUGCUUAUACAGUAUUAUUGUCUGGUUUUAAAACACUACUUAAAUUCAUGAAUUUCCAGAAUAAUAUUCUCAUGAAGUACCAAACUCCUGAAUCCUAAUAUUAAUGUUUUGGUAUUAUUUCUAAUUUUAAAUCUAAUGUCUUUAAAGCCGUUACAGUCACCUUUGUAGAACCAACAACAGUUUCCCCAAAGCCUUCCCAUCAAAGUAAGUAGAUUUUACUUUUACGCAGUCACUCGUUGAUAAGAUCUGUCUUUAAAGCAUUGCACAACAUUUGCCGGUUUUAGAGCUCUGUAUUUUUCUCAAACGCGAAGAUUUUGUUUUGAUUCAUGAAUAACGCGCGCAAGUAUCCUAAUGAUGUAUUUCGUUACGUUCUGGCAAUUGUAUGGUUUCAUGUUAAUUUAGAUAUUUUAUGGAUGUUUUCAAUGCCUCUACGGUAACCACUUUGCAACCAAUAUCAGUUUCACGAAAUCCUUUCGAUCAUGGUGAAAACGGAGUUCUCAAAAUCAUGCAUUAUUCUGAUUGGUUCCGUUGAAUCGUUGUGGCAGCUUCAAGUUCUUUUACACGGUCAUUUAUUGCUUGUGAAUGAGCUGAAACUUUUAAAUUAUACAACAUUCCUUUGAAGCAUGGGCUUAGUUUUAUAAGCACUAGCUAAUUCUGAAUUUAAUACAUUAAAACCUCUAUGGUCAUCUCUGCGCAAAGAGAAACAGCUUCUCAAAAGGCUUCCGUUCAAAGUGAGUCGAUUGUUGUAAUCCUGUGCAGUCACAUGUAAGUAAGCUUGGUCUUUGCUUAGUAUUCCGGGUAAUUGUGUUGUAUAAGAGUUUCGGUGAUUUUCACAAGCUUCUAGAAUUUUAUUUCCAUGAAGUAACCGAAACCUACGUAAAAGUAAAAAAAAUUUCUAUCAUGUGAUAGAUGUAUAUAAGACCUGCGCAGUUGUGUCGUAAUCAAACUAAAAUUUGAAAUUUCUUUAAAGCCUCUGCAGUCAGCUCUGUACAAGCAACAACAGCUUCUACAACGCCUUCCGAUGAAAGUGAGAAAAUUUUUAUACUUUUGCAGUUAGGUCUUAAUGUUUUUAGUAUUGCUCGGUUUUAAACUCCUUUUAAAAAUAAGUUUGUUUCAUGACAUUUAGGGCACAUAAAUCCUAUUAAUACAUUUUAAACACGUUCCGGGAAAAAAAAAAAAGAAAAAAAAAGAAACUAGACUAAAAAAAGUGUUAUGCACACUGGGUGAUGCGCAUUGCAAAACAAGGGAAUUACUUUUAAUUAAUCCUAAUAUUACAUAAUUUGAGCAGCUAUGUUCUGGUAAUACCAAGUAUUCAUUCUUAUUUUUAAUUUAAUGUUUUUAAAACCUCAACAGCAACCUCUGUAAAACCAACAACAGCUUUUCCAAAGCCUUCCAACCAAAGUGAGUAGGUUUCAAUUAUAGUCGAUCUCACGCAGUUUAUACUUGUAAUUGCGUUUGGUUCUGAGCUUAGUAGUAAGCAUGAUUUCGUGGUCUUAGAGCUCUGUAAUUUUCACCAACAUCGAUUUUUUUGUUUUUAUGAAUAUCGCGCAGCCGCACAGCCUAAUAAUGCAUUUAGUACGUUUUCGUUAUAUAUUGUACUUGGUUAAAUUUCCAAAAAAGUUAUAUUUUUUUCAAAAUCUCUUCGGUCACCAAUGUGCAACCAUCAUCAGAGUCUCGAAAGCCUCUCGUUUAAGGUGAGGGCGGAAUUCUCGGAAUCCUGCGUUCUGAUUGGUCCCGUUGAAUCGUUGUGGCAACUUCGUUUACAAGUGUUGUUGUUGUUAUUUGUGAAUGAACAAAACAUGGGCUUUAUGAGCACUAACUAAUUCUGAAUUUAAUUUAUUUUUAAAGCCUCUACGAACAUCUCUCUACCAACAACAACCGCUUCUCGAACGCCUUCCGAUGAAAGUGAGUACAUUUUUACACUUUUUCAGUGAGGCAGUCAUAUUUCUCAGUAUUUUGAAAUGUUGCUCGGUCAUGUGCAGCUAUGUGGGCUCGUUUCUUAUUAUUACGUAACAUUGCCACUUUUAAAAUCACUUAGUCUAUUAAAAUUCAUCUAUUUCCACUUUUGUAUUCUCAUAAAGUACUGAACUCGUGAAUACAUUUAACUUUGUCCUGGUAAUAACACGUAUUAGAUUUUAAGGCUUAACAGUCAUCACUGUACGUGACUGUAUAACCAAUAACAGCUUCUCUAAAAACUUCCCGACAAAGUGAGUAUACACGCAUUUUUAUCUUUUGUCGUUUGGAGAGCUUCAGUAAUUUGAACCAACAUCCUUACAAGAAGUACUAAACAAAGACUUCCUGGAUGCAGUUUUAGCAAGUUUUGGCAAUAGAUAGUAUUUCACGUAAUUUUAAAGUGUGAUGCCGAUUUUUUUUACAGCAUCCACGGCCUUCACUGUACAACCAGCAACAGCUUCUCAAAACCCUUCCGAUCAAAGUGAGUAUGUAGUAUUUUGUACUAUUGCUUGGUUUUAUAGUUUUCCCUUAAUUUCCGUCCAUGUUUUCAACAUCUUCCAUCAAAACCCAGCAUAACAUUUUAUCUUAUAAAAUUAAUUUUUUUUAAAGCCUCUCCGGUCACUACUGUACAAUCAACAACAGCUUCCCGAAAUUUUCCCGAUCAAAGUGAGUAAAUCGUUAUGUCUAUGCAUUUUCAUCAUUACUAUUCUUUGUACUAUAAUUAUAAGUUUUAAAAAGGAACUACUAAAACAAACAUCAUCAUUUCCAGAAUUUUAUUCUCAUGAAGUACAGUGGAACUCAGUUAAUAUGCCUGAACACUAUGGAGACAUGAGAUAGUGUCCUUAUUAUCCAGGAGUCUUGUGUUCAGUGGGUUUAAAUGAAAUAUAUGAGAUUUUCCAGUGUCGGGACAAUCGGAAGCAUCCAUUCUAUACGGGUGUCCGUAUUAAGCUGGUGUCAUUAAUCCUAAUAUUAUAUUUGACAAGCUGUGUUCUGGUAAUACCAAGUAGUCAUUCUUAUUUUGAAUUUCGAUGUUUUUUAAGCCUUAACGGUGACCUCUGUAAAACCAACAUCAACUUUUCUAAAGACUUCUAAUCAAAGUAAGUAGGUUUUCAUAGUCUUACGCAGUUACAUAUAAUUGGACUUGAUUCUAAUUAUUACACAUUAUUUUGUGGUGGAGCUCUGUAAUUUUCACCAACUUCGAUAUUUUGGUUUUUAUGAAUACCGCGCACAACCUAAUAAUGCAUUUUAGUACGCUUUCGUAAUAUCUUGUUUUUGGUUAACUUCAAAAUUUUAUAUUUCUUUCAAGUCUCAUCGGUCACCACUGUGCAACCAACUUCAGCCUCUCGAAAGCCUUUCGAUCAAGGUGAGGAUGUAAUUUUGUAAAUCCUGCAUUCUGAUUGUUCCAAUCGCUCUGGUAACAGUUCGUUCACAAGUUUUGUUGUUGUUGUUGUUUGUAAAUGUGCGAAACAUGGGCUCUAUAAGCACUAGCUAACCGUCUGAAUUUAAUUUAUUUUUUAAAGCCUCUACGGUCACCUCUCUACAAACAUCAACCGCUUCUCGAACGCCUUCUGAUAAAAGUGAGUAUAUUUUUACACUUUUUCAGUUAGGCAGUCAUAUUUCUUAGUAUUUUGCAAUAUUGCUCGGUUUAUAUGCUGUUAUGUGGGCUAUAUCAUAAAGACUUUUGCUCUUGGGCCAUCGUGGCUUGAUAAGAAAUAGAACACAAACAGCGGUAAUAAACAUAUUCAGCUUAUUCAUUUUUAUAAACUUGACGUAUCGUAUGCUACUCAACAUGCAUUUUUAAAGGUACCGUUACAAUUUUGAAAACUGUACAUACAUAAUAGUAAACGGGACUGGGACCGAGAUUAGGCACAAAAAUUUUCAGUUAAGAUCUGUAAAAACAAACAGCUGAUUAAUAAAGCCUCAGCUUCUCGCUACUGACCUUUACAUUGUAAGCUGGCUUCAGUUCAGGUAUAGGCAAUGUUUCUUUGAUUUAUUGGGGCUGGUUCCUUAUUACUACGCAGCAUUGCCCAGUUUUAAAAACACUUAGCAGUCUAUUAAAAUUCAUCGAUUUCCAGAUAUGUGUAUUCUCGUUUGUCAUUAAGUACUGAACUCGUGAAUCCUUAAAGAACCUUAAACUUCAUUCUGGAAAUACCACGUAUCAUUUUUUUUUUUUAAAUUUUGGUUUAACUACUUUUUAAAGCUUGGCAGUCAUCGCUGUAUAACCAAUAACAGCUUCUUUUUAGAGAAGCUGUGUUGGUUAUACAGUGAUGACUGCUAAGCUUUAAAAAGUAGUUAAACCAAAAUUUAUAAAUUUAAAAAUGAUACGUGGUAGUGAGUACAUGGCAUCUUUUCCCGUUUUGAGAGCUCCUGUAAUUGAAACCAACAUCGAGGAUUUUCUUUUUUCGAGAAGUACUAAACAAAGGUAUCCUGAAUGCAGUUUUAGCCAGUUUUGGCAAUACCUAGUAUUUCGUGUAAGUUUAAAGUGUGAUGCCGAUUUUCUUAAGGAUCUACGGUCAUUACUGUACAACCAGCAACAGCUUCUCGAAAACCUUCCGAUUUUGGUUCAGGUUCAUAGUAUUUGUACUAUUGCUUGGUUUUUUCAGUCUUCCUUUAAUUUCCGUCCAUGUUUUCAACAUCUUCCAUUAACACCCUUUGUAACACUUAAUCUGAUGAAUUGUAUUUUUGUUAAAGCCUCUUCUGUCACCACUGUACAACCGACAACAGCUUCUCGAAGUUUUCCCGAUCAAAGUGAGUAUAUUGUUAUGUCAUGCCUUCUUAUCGUAUCAUUACUAUUCUUAGUAUUAUUGGAAGUUUUAAAAUCGAACUACUAAAACAAACAUCAUCAUUUCCAGAAUUUUAUUCUUAUAAAGUACAGUGGAACUCAGUUAAUACGGGUGACCGUAUUAAGCGGGUGUCCGUAGAGAGCGGUUCCACUGUACCAAAGUCAUUAAUACUAAUAUUGAAUUUGACUGGCUAUCGUUCUGGUAAUAUUAAGUAUUGAUUCUUAUUUUGAAAUUGAUGUUUCGGUUUAAGCCUUAACAGCGACCUCCGUAAAACCAACAUCAGCUUUUCCAAAGACCUCCAAUCAAAGUAAGUAGGCUUUUAUAGCCUUACACAGUUACUUGUAAUUAAACUUGGUUCUUUUCUUAGUAUUAAACAUUAUUUUGUGGUUUUAGAGCUCUGUAAUUUUGACCAACUUCAAUAUUUUUGUUUUAUUUCAUGAAUACCGCGCACAGCCUAUUAAAUGCAUUUUAGUACGUUUUCGUAAUAAUAUGUCUCGUUUAAUUUCAAAAUUUUAUAUAUUUCUUUUAAGUCUCAUCGGUCACCACUGUGCAACCAACUUCAUCCUCUCGAAAGCCUUUCGAUCAAGGUGAGGGCAGAAUUCUCAAAAUCCUGCAUUCUAAUUGGUCCCAUUGAAUCGUUGGGGCAACAGUUCGUUUACAAAAUAAGUUUUGUUGUUGUUGUUGUUGUUUGUAAAUGUGCGAAACAUGGGCUUUAGGAUCACAAACUAACUCUGAGUUUAAUUUAUUUUUUAAAGCCUCUACGGUCACCUCUCUACAAACAACAACCGCUUCUCGAACGCCUUCCCAUAAAAGUGAGUAUAUUUUUACACUUUUUCAGUUAUACAGUCUUAUUUCUAAGUAUUUUGCAAUAUUGCUCGGUUUAAGAGCUCUUACUGUUUAUUUUUAUCUGAUAAGCAGAAAUUUAUCUUCAUGAUGUACAGAUUACACUAUGCAAUAUUUUAGAAGUUUCAAUUAAUACCCAUUAUAAUACUUACGAAGUUCUACUCGUAUGCAGUGAGAUGCAGGUACUGAGCUUGGUCUCAGCUUAGUAUUCCGUGUAAUUGUCAAGUUCAUUGUAAUUGUAAUUUGUAAAUUUUAAUUUGUCUACAUGCGAAGCACUUAGGAAUUCUUAUGAACUGGUUAAAACGUGUCCGUGCGUUCCAGAUCGAAUUGGAAUUUGGACUGAAGUGUUAGUUUUUGAGGAGAGGGAAAAACCGGAGUACCCGGAGCAAAACCUCUCGGAGGCCGGGAGAGAACCAACAAAAAAUCAACCCAAAUAUGGUUUCGACGCCGGGAUUUGAAGCCGGGGCCACAUUGGUGGGAGAAGGGGGCUCUCAUCUCUGCGACAUCCUUGCUCCUUGCACCCUAACGCUGUUUAAGAGAUCCUGUGAUUCUCACCAACCUCGACAGGAUUUUAUUUUCAUAAGGUACCCCGCACAGGUAUCCUUACAAAGCAUUUCGGCACGUUUCGGUGAUACCAAGUGUCUUCCCUUAAUUUUCAAUUCUUCAGUUUGUCUUUACUUUGUAGCCCGCCACCAGCCUAAAAAUAACCAGGAUAUUUCCAAUAAGUUUGAUGGAAAGGAUAGUUAAUCUGCACGCUGAAAAAAACAACUCCGAGUGCAAUUCGCAAUCCUUCGACUUUAUUCUUGUUUUUCUUACAUUCUAUACAUUCUGCUGGCUUUAAAAUCUUUAUUAUUUUUUUAAAGUCAAAACAAUUUACUAGUUGAGCUAUUGGAGUUCCUAAUAAAAAGCUAGGAGAGUAGCAGGAAAGCUUCUCGCGAUCAUCUUGUCAGAGGGCAAAGUAUCGAUUUGCUUAAGUUAAAUUAUCUUUGAAUCGUGGGAACAAUAAGCCGCACUUCACUCUGAGAGUCAAAGGACGCAACAUGCGUCGUCAUCCUUUGUAAGCGCGCAAAUAGUCACGGGAGCAACGGUUUAACGCCGACGCUUUUCAAUAGCCAGAGUUUCCAGUUUUAAUACUUGUUAUAAUGUUUUAAUUUGUGGCUUUUUUUUUCUUAGUAUUACAUUACGCAGUAUUGCUCGGCUUAAGAUCUCCCUUAAUUUCUUCAUCAACUUCCAGGUGGUUCAUAAUUUACAAUACAAAGAAGACCUAAGAAGAAGUACAUAGAUGCAUACACACUUUAUUGUUUCAGUAACAAGACAAUUUAACCAAACAACAAAAACAACAAAGAAAACAACAAACGAACAACAACAAAAACAUUGAAAACAUUGCAACAAAAAGGAGGAAAUAAAAGAAAUGUACGAACAAAAAAUUAGAUAUUUAUAAUAAAAAUGAUAAAUGAGAUAGAACUAGCUAUUUACAAAUUCAAUUAUUGAUUGGAAAGAAGUAGUUUGACUAGUCGUUUUUUAAAAAUGUUGACUGAAUCAGUUGAUUUAACAUUAUCACUGAUGCCAUUCCAAAGCCAGUUUGCCCCUCUGUAGGAGAAGGACCGCUGACCGACAGCUCAAUGGUAUCUCGGAAGGUACAGCUGACAACUCUGUCAUGUGCUUCUCGUGUGAAUUUGGCUUCGUCGGCUGAAUUUCUCGGCCAUGUAAUUAGGAACGAGAUUGUUUAUACAUUUGAACAUCAUUACAGCGUCAUUCAAGCAGACUUUGUCACUAACAGGUAGCCAGUUUUAAAGAUUUAAUUCCUUGUGAAAUAUGAUCGAAGUUUUUGAGACCAAGUACGAUUCGUGCUGCUAAGUUCUGGACUAACUGCAGUUUCUUGAUGUUGCGUUUGCUGGUAUUGGACCCGAGACGAAGAGCAAUAAUAGAGUUUGCUGAAAACAAGGGAAUUCUAAUAGGAGUCAAACAUGUUCCAUCAGUUCAUAGUCAUGUUAUAAUUAAACUGAAAUUUAAAAUUUCUUUAAAUCUUCUACAGUCACCUCUGUACUAAAAGCCUCUACAGUCACCUCUGUACAAAAGACCUCUACAGUUACCUCUGCAGAAACAAUAACAACUUCUUCAAUGCCUUCCGUUAAAAGUGAGUAAAUUUUAAUUCUUUUGUAGUUAGGUAUUGGUUUUUAGUAUUGCUCGAUUUUAGAACUCCUCUGAUGCCAACCAAUUUCAAGAAGUUAUAUUCACGACGUUCAGAACGCCUUUAAACACCUUUUAGAAAAAGCUAGUAAAAUUUAUGUUUGUCGUAAAAUUUGUUAUUUUUUAAGCCUCUACGGUCACCACGGUACACUCCCCAACAACAGUGUCUCGCAAGCCUUCCGAUCAAAGUAAGUAUAUACAUACACGUAUUUUGCAUUUAUUUGAGGUUGGUUACGUUGUCAACAUUACGCAUCUUGUAGCGUGGUUUUAGAGCUUCUCAGUAAUUUUCACCAAAUUCCAGAAUUUCAUUUUCAUUACCGCACGUGACCUGAUACCAAGUAUUGCAAUUGGCCACUCCAGAAAAUACCAUAACAUACCAUAAUGCUUUUUGAUUGUCGCCCCAAAAUUUUGCAUAAGCAUUGUCUUCAGUUUCUCUUGGGAGUUAAAAUGGCCCCAAGAGAAACUGAAAACAAUGCUUAUGCAAAAUUUUGGAGGGACAAACAAAGAACAUUAUGGUAUGUUAUGGUAUUUCUGGAGUGGUCAAUUGGCUUUAAAAGUGUUUUGAACAAUAUCGAUCAAAAGUAAGGCUUACUUUACGAUUUUCUCCACUUCACCGCUUGUAGCGUAGCAUUUAUAUUCGACAAAAAACCCGGUUGCUCCAACCAUUCCAUGUGCCUGGUUGUGCUGUUUGCCAUUGCAAACCAUUGUAAGUCUACUCAGUCACUUACGGCAGGUUAUAAAGUGAUACAGAAGUCAUACACAAGUCCUUAGCAAGCCAAGCGACAUCUUGCUUCAAAUCCUACGGGGAGAGGCCAUAGGAGUUACUCCAUGUCUUCCCCCCCCCUAGUACUUUACACAAGAGUGAAGAAAUUAAAAUGAACUUAUUUGCACGGCAGAGUAGGAAGUCAAUUUAAUCGGUAAUACCUUUAAUUCCGAAAUUUGCUGAGCCCUUCAGUUUGCGGGUAGUAGAAACAUCACGAUUACAUUCACUAAGAAAGAAUAAUUUCGUUUCACCGUCUAAACAAGGCAGAUGUAACCUUCGAUCAGGGGGUCGUUUUCCCCAUUAUCUAUGAGAGGUGAGGGGAAAAGGAUUUUAUUUUUACCGGAAAUUGUUUAGGUUGAAUCAAUUAACACCGCUGACCAGGACUGGUUGCAUAUUCACGGGAUGUCAAAGAGUGACCACUAGUUCAACUUUCUUAGCUUUUGGACUUGAGGUUUCGGAUUUUAAUACGUAGAUAAUUCCGAUGCUUGGCUUAAUGGCUAAAAAAUAAUGAGCUCAACUCUUCUUGGGGCGACUGGUGGCAUCUGAUGAAGAAAUACGCCGUACAUGCAAAGUGGAAGCGUGCGUGUUAUGUGGCUUGGCUUGCUAACGGACUUGUGUAAUGACUUCUGUAUCACUUGAUAACUUGCUGUCAGUGACUGAGUAGACUUACAAUGGUUUGCAAUGGGAAACAACAUAACCGGGCACAUGGAAUGGUUUCGUGCAACCGGGUUUUUUGUUUAAUAUUAAUGCUGCGCUACAAGCGGUGAAUUGGAGAAAACCGUAAAGUAAGCCUUAUCUUAAAACACUGAAAACCAGUAAUAAUUUUUUGACCAGAAAAUGACUCAGUGCAUAAUAUUCUUUGAUACUGAAGGUAGUUUUAGUGUUUUAGAUGUUUUUUUGGCGAGUAGAUAGAUUGUCAACUGCGAUGAAACGUACAGAAACUGAAAUUUGAGAUUGUUUGUUAAUUGCCCUUGGAAACAGAAGCGCCCGCCCCGUAGAGAUUUUUACAGACUUACUACCUAGAAUGUCUGUGUAAACUGCCCGCUUAGUUUUAGCUCUGAAACUGAUGUACUUUUGGAGAAAUUCAAGGAAAGGAUAACCUUAUUUUAGCCAUCAACUCAAAUGGCCGAAGCUCUAUGUAGUUGAUAAAGCGUUUGUGCCAAGCAAAUUUGACAUAAUAAAAGGCAAUCCACAUAAAUGCAAACUAGAAUGAUGGUAUUAUAUCUGCCCUAAGUCUUGAGUUGUAGCGUUUUAAAUGGACUUGAGAAACAGAGCUACACACUUUGCACUUUUAACAAACAGUUACUGAGUUAAAUAUUAGGUGUUUUGCCACCAACAAACAAUUGGUGUUACCAUGACAACAAUAAAGGAGCAACCAGAACAGAGUGCAUUUUUAGACACCCCCCCACAAUGACUAAUUGCAUGCAAAAUUUGAGGGGGGGGAGGGGGGGGUCCCACUUUGCUUGACUGUUACAGAGAAAUGCUCUUAAACUUGGUUUAUUGUUUAAGGUUCUACUGUCACAUCUGUAAAGCCAACAACAUCCUCCCAAAAGCCUUCUGAUCGGAGUAAGUGAAUUUUUAUAGUCUUAUGAAGUUACAUGUAGGUUAGCUUGGUUCUUACCAGGGGGUUCCUUAGCUUAGUAUUUCUUAACAUUACUCAUGUUAGAGGGCAUUUAAAUUUGUUAACUUUAAGAUUAUAAUUCAUGAAGUGUAAAAAACCUUCUUUCAGUAACUUCAAGUACAGUAUUAUAUAUCUUAACUAGACUUAAAUAAAGUAAUUAUUGUAAAGAAACUUAGCUCUUACGCUGACCUGACAGCCAACCAAACCCCCGCACGCCUAGCCGAGGAGGUGGGUUAAGGGAAUGUUUUCAUUGGCCAAUCGGCCUCAGAAUUUAAGAAUUUGGCAUGACAAACUAGAAGCAGACACAUCAUUAGUGAAUUGAUUCUCCAGAGGGACUAACGGAUAAUACCACACUUUUGCAGCACCCUCCCCCGCUAGGGAUUUAUAUGGAGACCCAUUCCCACCCUAUGGUAAGUUAGCUCACGGACUGAGCUUGUCUAUCAGACCAACCAGGACAGCAAGCCCCCUAAGAAAAUUCUCACCAUAGUGACCAGAAACCUGGCUAUCGCCAGGUCCCUGUGCGAAUAUUCUGUGCCUUUUUUUUCUGGGCUUGAUAUGUUUUUUGAAAAACACCGCCAUUACGAUUUUGGAAACACUAUCAUCUGUAUAAAAUUAAGCUUAAAACUGCUAUGAUUUUGUUCGUAUGGAAUUUAAAUGGAGCUGUUUUAGUUGAGCUAAAUGGUUGACAUUUAACAAGACUGAUUAUUGUUAACUCUGAGGAAAAAGUUAGGUGGUUCAAAUAGCCAAUCAACCCAACUAAACGUUUACCACAAUAAAUGAAAUUUGGGGGGACUACAAGAGCUAAAAAAAAAAAAAAGAAGACAUUUUUGACAUCCUCUUAGUUCUAAAUGCACGUGUCGUCACAUUUCUAGCCUGCGAAAACAUCCUAGCUCCUUGCCGCUGGGGGCGUUUCACGCGGAGGAACGUCUGCGACCCAGCGACAGAAAUUCCAUACUGGUGACGCAAAUCAAUGUUUACGUAAUAAAUCCGGUAGUCAUGGGGUUCCAAAGUCGCAGACGUUCCUCCGAGUGAAACGUCCCCAGCAGCGGAGAGCGAGGAGAAACGGAUGUUUUCGCAGGCUAUCACAUUUCAAACAAUGAAGUUUUAUCUUUUAACUUUAUGCUUAUUUUCAUAGCUACUAUUGUCAGCACCAAACAGCCAAUAACAGCUUCUCCAAAGCCUCCUAUUCAAAGUGAGUUUCAGUUCCGUGUGAUGCGGACAACUUUUUCUUUUCGUAACAGUUCGUUAAAACUUCGUAGUAUUUCUUAGACACGAACUAAUGCCUGGUUAUUUCGUAACCCUUGUGUUUCUUGUGUCCCUGUUUGCCAUCCUCCUUGCUGUGUUUCUGCUCUGCCAGUAUAGCUUUGCCUUUGCUCACCCAAAUUUGGCGUUCACCAGAAAGACUCGAAUGAAUCGAGUAAGAUCUUUGUUGAGCAUGCUCUGCAUGUUGCUAGGAUACAUUUUCGAACCUAGGCCUAAUAGUCGCGCGCUUGGUACAGUGGGUUUGUUUUUGAUCAUCGGUUUAUUAAACGGAUGCUCGCGCUCGAAACCAGUUUGACGAGAGAGAACAAUAUUGACUAGUCCAGAAUUUCAGUUCACGGUGACUUCAAAGUUUUGAUGUGAUUAAUUAAGGCAGAGCUUACUUUUCUCGGUGGUAAAUGGUAAACCCCCAAUAGGGUGAGUUCAAUGCUACUAGAGGCGGUACUACAGUCACAUUUGCUCCAAAACGGGGCAAUCGUACACGCAGUACAAAAACCGUCCGGGGAAAUCGACAUAAAGUUGUUAGCUUUUUGAAAGCCCUGCUUAAACGGGAUAGAGUGUACACCUUACUCGAUUUUCCAUUCAAGUUAUUGGAGAAACUACGACAAUCCUUGUUGAAACGUUCCUCAAAUGAUCUCGGUAUAACCUUUCUUUGGUUUGCUUUCACAGGAACUUGUAACCUUUGCUUCGCAGACGGAGGAAAGUUAGCUGAGAACCUUGAUAUUUGUAAUAAGAUACAAACUGUCCAUACCUGUUCGACAAACGAAUUCCUCAACUUAGGAUCCACUCACUGUUACACUGCUGCGUUGAAAUACAAGCUGAAGUAUAUGAGUCCAUUUUUCUCGAGCAGGCCUCGCACUUUAAUUGUACGAGGGUGCGCAAACUGCACAGGUAUAGUACUAAAAGCGAAGAAACGUUACUUAGAUCGUCUUUCAGGGGCACUCAACGACUGUUUUCUGUAAAAUUUCGGUUCGGAGAAGCAAAUAUUGCCUAGACUUUUAGAUGACCAUUCCAUUCAGAUACAAUUUUCGAAGCUUAUCUAACAAAUAAUUUCUUAAAUACGAUAUUACGAUUGUCGUGCGAUUUUGAAACAUGUUUUAAAUCGUUAUAACAUUUUUCGAGUCGUGAAUUUCGUACGGAUGUGGUGGGUUCAAUUUACACAACACGAUCUGUCGUUAAGUAAGUCGUAGGUAAAACUCAGAUCGUCUAAAUCUUCCUUAAGAAAUUAACUCGGUACAACUGGGUAAUUUACACCAUCCAGACAAUUACGAUUCUAUCUCAGUAAGGGUAAAGGGUCGCCAUUGGAAUUCGAACUUCAUACAUCUUUCUGUAUGUUUGACAUUAUAUUUAAAAAUAGAUUAUUGGAAUUGUCGUCAGUGGUUUAAGAAAUUAAAUGUAACUUUGAAAUAAACGACGCCCUUGAAAAAACACCAAUCAGAAAUGUUUAAAAUUUUAUUAACGCUCGGGGGAUGGGGGGGGGGAAGACUUAGAUUAAUUUUUGCUGGUUAUCAGGUGUCGCUGGCCUCUCAGAGCCCCUACCCCGUUAUAGUCUUUUCUGUGGCUGGUUAGAGACCCCAUCUUUGUCACUUUUGGGCAAAUAUGUAAUUUUCGCGAUCCCAACUUAGACACUUUUUAUUUUUAUGAAUUGACCCAUUUUUUAGAUUGACUGGAGAAUACUUUACUUUUCAUCUACAGUACAAACAAUCUCGACUGGUACUUUUCCUAGCCGUAAAUAUGAAGCGGAACUGUCUUACCCCCAAAAAUCCGUACGACCCCAUUCUAGUAAGUCUAUUGAAAAUGCGACCCCAUCCAGCGGCACAUUCCCAUUAGCCUCUCACAAGAGAGUACUCCCCCCCCGGAUUAACGCUGCGACGUUUAAAAUAAAAACUGUAAUCCUAUCAUUUCUUUGGUAAAGAUGAAACAGGUUCCUGCAUUGAAAGAUUUAACUCCAUCUUCAACCAAGCGUCAAAUCCUGUCCGCUUUUCCUUCCUGGACUGUGUCAUCAAGUAUUGUAUUGGUAACAACUGCAACAACCAGCGUGUCUCUUCCUUUGACAAGACACCAGAAUCCUGUAAGUAACACUGCAUGGCAGCAGUUUUGCCCAUCCAUUUCUGAAUGAUAAAAUGAAGACCAUUAGAGUCAUUUCCUCUGAACAAGACAUCUUUCAGUUACGUUCAAUGGGAACUUUUAGUAAAAACGCUUUCUGCAUGGCUUCUCUCAUUUUUUGAUAGAAAUCGUUUUUCAGUAGAAUAUUGAUUCAUUCAUGGCAUUUUGUGUUCCUCUCUUGUAUCCUCUACUACAGCGUAGAAAGUACUUUUUUGAGAAAAUGGUUAAGUUUAGCUUUUUGUGACAGUUUCUUUAAGUUCUUUAUUUCCUCGCUGUCUCGUGUUCUCUUUUUUAAGAGUUUUAAAUUAGCUGAUCUCAGUUAACUAUGAGAAUUGAUUGGUGCGCUUUGAAACGAAAAAAAAAACAUCUCAGUGUUAAGGCCUGUUUACAUGGAGUUGGGGACCCGAGAUAGGUGAGGUAACAUUAGGUGGGUCACCCCACCUAUCAUGUAAACGUGAUCAAGUUAAAAUGAUAGAUUAUAUGGACAGGCGGGUUACCCCACCUAAGCGGUUUACCUUACCUACAUGGGGUCCUCCGCUUCCAUGUAAAGAGGCCCUUAGAGGAAUGAAAAAAAAAAGAAGUCUACGUCCGGGUUGCUAGGCAGAAAAUAACAAUGGCCCAACAAGAAGAAAGCAUUAGUUUUCUAGCAACCAGUCACCAAAUCCUUAUUCAGCCUUCUUUUUAUUAAGUGAAUGUGCGAGCAGUAGUCUAAGAAACUGCCGAAAUAGAUAACGGAGACAAAUUCUGGAAAAAAAGUGGAUGAGUAUUGUUCGUCGCAUUCGUCUUUAGGGGGAAAGUUUCAAACAGCCGAGUCGUUGGUGCCGUCCUGGGCAUUCUCCCCAGGGGCGGAUCCAGGAAUUUUUGAUUCAAAACUUUGGUUCAGAUCAUAGGAGGGUACCCAAAAUCAAUUACAUUUUUGAAUAUCCCUGGAAUUUAGUUUAGUGGCUUAAUGCAGCUCGCGUUUCAUUAAAAAAAUCAGCCAGCCAAAAAGUGAUAUACGAUCUUGUCGAUGAAGAAUGUCAGUCUCAGUCAAACAAGCGUCAGGUCUGACAGAGGGGUUCGGACCCUCGGACCCUCCCCCUGGAUCCACCAAUGCUUCCUUCACAUCAUAUAGCUGGGCUGAAAACCAGGCCGGUUCAUUAAUUUUGAUUACCAUCUUAGGUUUGUACUUGAAUGAUCGACUCUUUUUUGCGUACGUAGUCAAUAGGCCAUUUGCAAUAAGAGGUCAUGUGACAUUGUUUUUAUGAAAAUGAAAGUUGUAUGAUGUUGUAUGAAAAACUACCAGCGGGUCAUAUCUUAAACAAAAUAAUAGUGAUUUGGUAGCUGCUGUGAUUCGUAGCUGCUCACGUGACCAAACUGUGGCUUUUAAAUGAAUUACCUCUUUCUGAACACAAAUUUUGCACUUAAACUUCAAAGAAAAUGUUGAAAAGAUGAUGUGGUAACGUUUACAGCAGAUCUGAGCGUAACUAUCAAGCGUUUAACAAGAUAUAAGUAAAAAGUAGUUUUGGCCGCCAUGUUGGAAGGCAAGAGUAUGCCCUUCAACAUGGCGGCCAGUACAAAUACUUUGUUGAAAAAUCAAAGUGCCAUGAAAUAUCUAUCUUAAAUAGGUUUCCUCUUAAAUGUCGGGUAUAAGAUAAUUUUUAUGUACUCUGUAAAUUUUUGGCUUCAGCAAGAUUCCAACUCAUUGUUUAAAGGAAGCAUUGGUCACCUGACCUCUUAGUGCAAGUGGCCUAUUGGACACCUGUUCAUAGAUUUAGUACUGCGUACCUUUCGCGAUUGUCUACCCAUAAUUUCGCCCAAGAUUCUUUGCAGAUUUUAAGACCAAAAUACAGGGUGCUACCUUUAUUUAGAUUUUUGUUUUGGUUUCAUAUAGUUAUACUGAAGGUUUUGAAUAUUAGUUUCUGUUAUGUGUAACAAAUUUCUAAUUAAUGUAUAAAAAAGUUUAUGUAUGUUUGUGUGUGUAAUGGCGGUCACAGGGCAUAGGGGUUCUCCAAGAGAGGCUCUAGUUAUAGUAAGGUAAUUAGUUUGUCUUUUCCUUUGUUGUUAGGUCCGCUUGAUGAAAGGGCUUUACCUACCCCAGGUAAACCAUCAUCUGAAGAACAGAAACAGGCUUUACAAAUUUCAUUUUCCGGGAUAAGUGCGGUGAGUGUUCAUACUCUUCUUAUGCAUGGGAAUGGAGCGGGAUCAGGAAGUACAAGAAGUACAGUAAAAAAAAUAAGCUUUGUUGGCUCUUCUUUGACAGUUCGCAUGGGGUAACCAAACUGAAGAAACGUUUAAAGAAGCAAUUGCGCAGGCUACUACAGAGUAUUGUACAAGAAACAAGACCAGCUGUGCUUUAAAGGAUAGACGCAGGUAAGGUCUUUUAAAAUAAUUGGCACAAAUGCAUGCAUUUACAAUGGUACAAAACAUAUGCGGCAGGUCGAAGGCAAGGCAAUUUUUUCCAUCCAUGAACUGUGUCAAUGAGAUUUUUUUUGUAACAACGAAAACAGUCAGUACUUUAAACCAACUUCGCCGAAAUUUUCGCUGUUUCCCUUCAGACAAAAGCUAGGCAAUAAACCGAGGCAACUGGAUGGAAAUUCGCCUUAUUGGACAAAAGGUUGUUUUUGGAAAAACUUUCUUUUGUCGAAAAGAUACUUUUUCUUCGGGCAAAAUUUCGUGGUUGAAACAUCUUUCACUAGAAUUCAUUCCGUCUCUUCCGGCGUUGCGUGACACUGGAGGGGCCAGAACUGGACUAAAUAAUCCGGCGUUCUGAAUUACUGAUUAAAGAAAAAGAACGAAUCUAUCUCAGCCAACUUUUUCGUUGAGCUAUUAGGAAAAAGACUUGCGUAAAAAAAUGGUUUUGACCCUCCAGAACUAAGUGCUGUGAGCCAAAGAAAGAUGCACGCUUUCAUAAACUAACGAAAUGAUUAAGAAAAGGGCAGGAAACAAUCAGAGAAUUUUUCGCCUGGUAGUGGUUAACAGACUGUAACCUUGUUUAAAUUUCUUUUUUUUCAUGGUCAAUUUCCGUAUCAUGACAUGAAAUAGGUGAGUUUUUAAUAAGAAAUUGACAUUUUUUUAAAUUGCACCACACUGUCAUGUCACUGUCGUUGAUAUUCAAUUCAGACAGAAGGAAGGUGUUAUCCACCUCGGCCUUUGGCCUCGGUGGAUAACACCCUCCUCGAUCUGCUUAAUUCUUCAUAUCUUACGAAAGCCGAAUUCAUUAAUUGCGAAAUAUUAAUAAUGAUAAUGAUAAUGAUAAUAAACUAUGAUACUAAAAUUUUUUUUGUUGUUUUUGUUUUUUUUCAGGCGAAUCCCUUCCUCAGGCGUUAAUUACACCGCUGACCAGGUUCACCUUCUGCCUGGUUACCCAAGUGGUAACUUGCCUGGUUUCCUUAAGGUGGCCUUUUACGUGCAGCAGCCACCAGGCCUGUCCAUUGGAAACUCGUCGGUGCUACCGCGAGAUACCUUGCUUGAUAUUGUACUAACUUACAAGUCUGAACUGGAGCGCGCUAUUGGGAUCAAUAUAUCAGAUGUAGAAUUUUGGUUGAAACCUUCAACUACACCAGGGAUAUCCCCAUCAUCACCUGUAAAUACAGAUAGUAAUGUCUGGAAGUGGAUAGUGAUCGGUGUCGGAGCUUUCCUAAUGUUAGUGCUAUUUGGGGUCUUAUUCAAGUGGUAAGAUAUAUGUUACUGAUGUACAUAGCCCAAGCACAAAUAUGCAUUAGGGGGAUUGCUAACUCUACUUAGCCCGGGCAAACCGGACCGGACUAUCGCAAAUGACCGGAAAAGCGACGUAAGCGUUUCCGAGGACUCUACUCCAAUAUAACAUCAAACGGGUAUGCUCGUCGGCGAAUAAGAAUCAAGCCCCUAAAUAUAAAGGAGACCGGGCUUAGCUCAGGUUUCUCAUCAUUAAAGGACACUCGAUGACGGCGUUUGUUUCUUUAAAAGAUAUUUAUUUACCCACAGCCCUAAGCUUAGCAUCCCACGAAGACGUUCUUUCGGUAACGAGGAGGUUUGUUGUGGGGGGUUGGUGACGCGUGACAAGGCCCUCACAAUAACCGCGUGAGUACCCUUAGCUAUAUUUUUAUGGGUGGGUAUUUUAUAACUCUCUACAUUGCUAAUAAUAAACACUUUAUCGACCAUCGCGCUGCUGUGGACACGUGACGUAAUUGAAAAUGGUCGCUAUCUUAGUUUUUUUGUUUUUUACUUAUUCAAAUGCAAAAUAGGUCGUCUAAAAACAUAGGGGGGCACGUAUAAAAUGUUGACAUUAAAACGCUUUUGGUAUUAUUAUUUUCCGACGAUCUUGAGUAUUCUUUUAAUAGUGUUUGUCAAUCUUUUUCUUAUUAGCUGGAGACGCAAAAAGAAUUCACGAGAGAGACCACGCUGGAUUUUUGCUUUCGACAAGCCGAGGAAGUCUAUGAAAAAUUACAGCAACGCAAACCGGGAGGUUAAUCGUGCCGCUGACAGUGCAUUGUAG
This is a messenger RNA of Porites lobata, 31435 nucleotides long. The record is from the annotation of a GenBank genome assembly. NCBI's taxonomy places the organism in Eukaryota, Metazoa, Cnidaria, Anthozoa, Scleractinia, Poritidae.